Neoarius graeffei (lesser salmon catfish) is the source of this 3444-nucleotide messenger RNA. It is a transcript of the gene prkcdb, whose product is annotated as protein kinase C, delta b. Lineage: Eukaryota; Metazoa; Chordata; Actinopteri; Siluriformes; Ariidae. The record is from RefSeq and is a predicted model, not a curated record. The coding region runs from base 113 to 2182 and encodes 689 amino acids. The transcript has 17 exons. Gene Ontology annotation, biological process: protein phosphorylation. Gene Ontology annotation, molecular function: ATP binding; diacylglycerol-dependent serine/threonine kinase activity.
CACACACACACACUUCCUUAAGCACACCUUGUGUUCUGGUCUCCACUCACACUUUGUUUAGCAGCGGCACGGGACGAGUUUCCUCAGAUUUCCGGUUGUUUCUCUGAGGUGCAUGUUCGCCAUGGCUCCGUUCCUGCGGAUCGCCUUUAACGAUUUUAGUUUGGGAAGCCUUCCUCCUUUGGCCGAUACACCGUUCUGUGCCAUCAAGAUGAAGGAGUCCCUCAGUACGGAGCGGGGAAAGACUCUCAUCCAGAAGAAGCCCACGAUGUACCCAGCGUGGAAGUCCAGCUUUGACGCUCAUAUCUACGAAGGCCGCGUGAUCCAGGUUCUCCUGAUGAAGACGGCUGAGGAGCCUCUCUCCGAGGCCACCGUGGGCGUGUCGGUCCUCGCAGAGCGCUGCAAAAAGGGCAACGGCCGAGCGGAGUUCUGGGUGGACCUACAGCCGUCUGGGAAGAUCAUGAUGUCCGUGCAGUUCCUCGUUGAGGAUAUGGACUCGGAGAGCAAGAUGUCAACCAGGGAGAAAGAGGACGACGGGAUUUUAACACUGAAUCGAAGAAGAGGCGCCAUCAAACAGGCCAAGGUCCACUUCAUCAAAAACCACGAGUUUCUCGCCACCUUCUUCAAACAGCCUACGUUCUGCUCUGUGUGCCGCGAGUUCGUCUGGGGGCUGAACAAACAGGGCUACAAAUGCAGACAGUGCAAUGCGGCCAUUCACAAGAAGUGCAUUGACAAGAUCAUUGGGAGAUGCACAGGAACUGCAGCCAACAGCCGAGACACCGUGUUCCAGAAAGAGCGCUUCAAGAUCGACAUGCCGCAUCGCUUCAAGACGCACAACUAUAUGAGUCCGACUUUCUGCGAUCACUGUGGAAGUCUGCUUUGGGGAAUGGUCAAGCAGGGCCUUAAAUGUGAAGACUGUGGAAUGAACGUCCACCACAAAUGUCAGACAAAAGUAGCCAACCUCUGUGGUAUCAACCAGAAACUUCUAGCCGAAGCUCUCACUCAAGUUAGCAUGAAAUCCUCCACAAAGCGUCCUGAUCCCACUCUGUCAGACAUUGGCAUCUAUCAGGAUAUCCCCAAGCGCGUGCCGCUGGACCCCAGUGAUGGCACUGCGUAUGACAAGCUGUGGGAUGGUCACACUCCCACACUUCCCACCGUCCCACACCAAGCACAUUCCAUACGCCUCUCCAUUGACCAGUUUGCGUUCCAAAAAGUGUUGGGGAAAGGCAGUUUCGGCAAGGUGCUGCUGGCAGAGGUGAAGGGCCGCGGCGAGUUCUUUGCCGUGAAAGCGCUGAAGAAGGACGUGGUGCUGAUGGACGAUGAUGUCGAAUGCACGAUGGUGGAGAAGAGAGUGCUCGCGUUAGCCUGGGAAAACCCCUUCCUCACACACCUCUACUGCACCAUCCAGACCAAGGAGCACUUAUUCUUCGUCAUGGAGUAUCUGAACGGAGGAGAUCUGAUGUUUCACAUUCAGGAUAAAGGCAGAUUUGAACUUUACAGAGCCACGUUUUAUGCUGCUGAAAUUAUUUGUGGCCUGCAGUUCCUUCAUUCCAAAGGCAUCAUUUACAGGGACUUGAAGCUGGAUAAUGUGAUGUUGGACAGAGACGGCCACAUUAAGAUCGCAGACUUCGGCAUGUGUAAGGAGAACGUGUUUGGAGAGAAUCGUGCCACCACUUUCUGUGGAACACCGGAUUACAUCGCACCAGAGAUCUUACUCGGGCAGAAAUACACAUUCUCCGUGGACUGGUGGUCGUUCGGAGUGUUGGUUUAUGAGAUGCUGAUCGGCCAGUCACCGUUCCAAGGCGAUGACGAGGACGAGCUGUUCGAGUCGAUCAGGAUGGACACGCCUCAUUACCCGCGCUGGAUCACCAAAGAGUCCAGGGACCUGCUGGAGAAGUUAUUCGAGCGGGAACCAACUCGCCGACUUGGCGUCGUGGGGAACAUUCGUGGACAUGCCUUCUUCAAGACCAUCAACUGGCUGGUACUUGAGAAGCGAGAGGUCUCUCCUCCAUUCAAGCCGAAAGUGAAAUCCCCCAACGACUGCAGCAACUUUGACCGGGAGUUCCUGAGCGAGAAGCCCCGCCUCUCACACAGCGACAAGAACCUGAUCGACUCCAUGGACCAGUCGGCGUUCGCCGGUUUCUCGUUCAUAAACCCCAAGAUGGAGGCCAUUAUGGGGAAAUGAAACGCAACCUUCAGUGCUGUAACCCAGACUUCACCCCUCUCACUCUCUCUCUCUCUCUCUCACUCACACACACACACACACACACACUCAGAGGUUGCUGGAGCUCUCGGGGUCCAACCAGUGUUACACAGCCACCCUCUGCAGGAUCUACACCACAAAUACUUACAUUGACUUGACCGAAUGCACUCUGCUCAAACCUGCUCAUUGUGUAAUGAAGUGCAUUAGAUCAGAAAAAUCCAGAAACCAAUCGGUAUGAACACCUGCUCACAAAGAAAUGUCACUGCGCCCCCUAGGGACCAAGUACUGAAAUAUGGUUAUGGUUCUCUUUUUUUCUUUCUCAUGAUCAAACCUUGCCAUGGAAUGAACUGUAUCUGACGUACUGUAUUUUGGUGUUGUAAUAUAGGAAGAUGUGCAAAUGCUUAAUUUGCAGAUGAAUUGGUUGACGUACACAGGAAAUCUGCUCCCGCUCACACUUCGUUUUCCGAAUGUAAUCCAAAUGGCUGGACUGGGAAUCUUACACUGCGACUCUGGGUUUCAAUACCAGUGAUUUUGUUGACUCAUCAGCAGUGUCGCUCUUUAUAUAGAUAGUUAGUUAGUUUUUCUAGUGUUGCCCUUUUUUAACGUCUUUUUUUUUUUUUUCUUUUACACCUGGGUUUCCCUUCAAACAACAAACAGGAGUGCUCGAUGAAGCUGGAUUCGUUUCAUAAGUUGAGGUUUUUCCACUCGCCUUCCCACCAUCUCCAGAAAUCUCACCUGCUAGUCCAUGAACUCGCUCCUUUGUCCUGGAAACGACAGCCAGGAAGAAAUCAUACUUUUGUCCUUACAGUCUAUGGUACUCAAGAAUAAAAUGUGGGUGGAGGUUUAAGAUCUGCAUAAAUUAAUAAGUGAGAUAGUAUAUAUUAUGUUAUUAAACAUGUAGGUAUUUUUAAAAAAAAGAACUAAGAUUGUGUGUAUGUAUAUAAAUAUAUAUAAAAAUGUAUGUAUAUUGUUCUGAGCUGUUGUCAUUGUUGGGAAGAUAAGGAUGUUUUUUUUAAACUGCUAUUACACUUCAAAACUCAGUAUAAUAAAAACAUCUUUAUCUGAGAAUCUUGGAAUCAUCGUGUGUGUGUGUGCGCAUGAUUUGAACUUUAUUAAUACCUUCUUAAUUCCCAUGUUAAGGAAGGAUUAUUAGCCCUCCGUGAAGUCAUGUUGAGAAAUGAUGAUGAAUGUAUUUUAAAGUCACCCUGAAUUUUAUAAAAUGCAUUAAAAAAUUUUCAUUUAAA